CUCAGUGCUGAGUCAAACCAAAGCUGCAAGGAUACAGCUCGUGUCUGAAGACCAGAAAAUACAUUUUUAUUGAGGGUCAAUUUUGGGGUGGGAAGACACAGCCGUGUGUUUUUCAACCAGUUUUGUUUUGAGUAAAAAAAGGAUGCUCUAGUCGGGUCUCUCGAGCUCUCACCUGGAAACAAGGAAGCAGUGAAAGCUAUUGUUUUGUGACGGGAGGUUUCUUUCGCAGUAUGUCACUGGAAUACGCUAUUCUUGUUCACUAAAUGGACUAUUGAAUACGUGUUACUUGUUUGGUUAGACAUUUUCAAUAAGACGUUUUUUUGUGAUAUCUCAAACAGUGAAAAUAUAUUAUAUCACAGUGAAAUCACAAAUGUGUUAGUCGCAUUAACGGUCAAACGGAAUAGAAAGCUGUUAUCUCAUCUCAUGUUUUUGUUGUCAUUGUUCAGAAGUGCAAACUUUUUAUUUAUAAAACUCUACAUUGUUGCAAUUUCCUUAGUGCUCAGGAAGCACGAGUGCAACAUUAUAACAACAAAUACAUUGGUAUUCUGGACAACAGCAACAUGAUGAUGUGAUACAGGGUUAAAAACAAAUUUUACAUAAAGUGUAAGUGCACUGACUUUUUGUAUAUAUAAGUUAACCAUUUGUGUAGUGCGGUGCCCAUAACAUCUGAAGUCUCCAUUCGAUUUGUGAAGGGUUGAAUAGCUAUACCAGAAUACUGCAACAAGUAAAAAUAACUUGUAUCUGAUCAUCUUCGACACCUUUGGGUGAAGUGUGUUGUGCUGUCUUAUCAACGCGCAAAUUGAGCCACUGCGUUCAAGCGCUCUUUAGCUGUCAAUUGAGAGCGACCACAGGCACAGCUGCAGCAGCAAGUGUCAACGAGGACUGAAAAACUCUACCGGCAAAAUGACGGACGGACCAAGGCAACGAGGCAGUUCAGCGGCGUCUGGCGGGGAUGCUGUCGCGGAGUCCGGGAAAGAGUCAGGAGGAGGAGGGGUGGCUCUGAAGAAAGAGAUCGGUCUUGUGAGCGCCUGCGGAAUUAUUGUUGGUAACAUCAUCGGCUCGGGGAUCUUUGUCAGCCCUAAGGGCGUGAUGGAGAAUGCCAGCUCAGUGGGUCUUGCGCUGAUCGUGUGGAUCGUCACCGGCAUCAUCACGGCCAUCGGAGCACUGUGCUACGCCGAGCUGGGUGUCACCAUCCCCAAGUCAGGGGGAGACUAUUCAUACGUCAAGGACAUCUUCGGAGGACUGGCAGGCUUCCUGCGUCUGUGGAUCGCGGUGCUGGUGAUCUACCCCACCAACCAGGCAGUCAUCGCCCUCACCUUCUCCAACUACGUCCUACAGCCCCUCUUCCCAACCUGCUUCCCCCCGGAGACCGGUCUGCGCCUGCUGGCUGCCGUCUGCCUACUUUUGUUGACGUGGGUGAACUGCUCCAGUGUGCGAUGGGCUACCAGAGUCCAGGACAUAUUCACAGCCGGCAAGCUGCUGGCCCUGGCUCUCAUCAUUAUCAUGGGCAUGGUGCAGAUCUGCAAGGGGGAGUACUAUUGGCUUGAGCCAGCCCAUGCCUUCGAGCCCUUCCAGGAGUACGACGUGGGGCUUAUAGCCCUGGCCUUCCUACAAGGCUCCUUCGCAUACGGAGGAUGGAACUUCCUCAACUACGUCACUGAGGAGCUGGUCGACCCCUACGUGAAUCUUCCUCGUGCCAUCUUCAUUUCCAUCCCCUUGGUGACGUUCGUGUACGUGUUUGCCAACAUCGCUUACGUCACCGCCAUGAGUCCUCAGGAGCUGCUGGCCUCCAACGCUGUUGCUGUAACAUUUGGUGAGAAGCUGCUAGGAGUGAUGUCAUGGAUCAUGCCCAUCUCUGUGGCUCUGUCCACCUUCGGAGGGGUCAACGGGUCCCUCUUCACCUCCUCACGGUUGUUCUUUGCUGGAGCCAGAGAGGGCCACCUCCCCAGUCUCCUGGCCAUGAUCCACGUGAAGCGCUGCACACCCAUCCCUGCUCUGCUCUUCACUUGUCUGUCCACCCUGCUGAUGCUGUGCACCAGUGACAUGUACACUCUCAUUAACUACGUGGGGUUCAUCAACUACCUCUUCUACGGGGUCACUGUCGCCGGGCAGAUCGUGCUGCGCAUCAAGGCACCUGACAUGCACCGACCAAUCAGGAUCAGUCUGGUAUGGCCGGUCAUCUACCUGUUGUUCUGGGCCUUCCUGCUCAUCUUCUCCCUGUACUCUGAGCCCGUUGUGUGUGGCCUCGGCAUUGCUAUCAUGCUGACUGGAGUCCCGGUCUACUUCCUGGGUGUCUACUGGGACAACAAGCCUGAAUGCUUCAACACCUUCAUUGCCAAGAUAACCUACCUGGGCCAGAAGUUCUGUGUGGUGGUGUAUCCAGGGGAGGCGAAAGGCUCCAAGGAGGCAGGGAGCGGGGAGGAGGGCGAGGAGCUAAAGGAGUCCCGGGCUCCUCUCUCGCAAGACGACGGGGAGAAACAAAAGUCUGCAGACUGCUGAACACACACACACACACCUUUACUACCCACCCCCUCACCACCCAACUCCUCAACACUCACACACACACACACACACAAACUCAGAGAAACACACUCUCAUUGAGGUAGAGUCAGAGUUUCAGGUAUAUCACUAUGGCAGAGAGGAGUUAACACUCACAGACUCGGAAACACUCUUAGUGACACACACACACUGUUUUUAUAUGUUCAUACAUCUGAUUGUAGCUUUGUUUCAAUCACGAAUGCUGUGCCAAAUAGAGGAGGAGGAGGAGGAGGAGGAGGAGGAGGCUGAGGAGAGAAACAUUUAGGGGAGAGGGAGGAUUAUAGACCUAUAUCUGGUCAUUCAAUUUCAGUCUGCCACCUUUUAACGCUGCUAAUUGCAAAAGACAUAUCCAACCUGACAUCCUCACAGAUUCACACUCAUCUUUUCAUCCUCUAAUCCUUUCAUGUACCCCCUUGACAAUAACAAGGACUACUCUUUUUCUUCCCCAUCUUCCUCCACACACUCCCUGCACACUCCAUGAGUGAGAGAGCGGUGGCCAUUUUAAAGUACUCGUACUGUACUGUGGCAGAGGCAUCAUCAGCAUUGGUUUUGUGUUCGUUUUUUUAUUUCUUUUUGUCUUGUCUUACUGAAAACACACCAAAGCUGAAUUCCUUCAGUCAAAACCAUCAAAUUCAGAUCAAUUCAUUGAAUGUUUUAUUUCAAAUACACUAAAUACGGUCUGUGUUUUUUCAUUUUAACAACUGUGAUUCCAAAAUGUUUUUUAUAAUUGUUAUAAUUGUUUAUAUCACAUGUCAUUGUUAUUAUUUUAGUUUUAAUGUUUUAUUCUAUUCAAUAUCAAUAACUUUUGGGUCUUUUUUUUUUUUUUUACUCUUGCAACAGCGAAGGUAUACUUUUAGGAGCCGAUGAGGGAUCUGGUUCGGUGCCUUUCAGAUCCUUCCCUGGUGCAAAAUCAGCUUUAAUUCUGAUAUAUUAUGUACUUAGGUAUUGGUAUGUAAUUGUUAUCAUUAAUGUCGACAGAUGAUUUUAUCCAGAUAUUUUAAAGAGAUAAAAAAUGUUCAUGUUGAUGAAAGAAACAAAGAAGUGGCCAUUUUGAAUAUUCCAGGUUGACUCAGUGAUUUUACUGGAUACCUGAGGAAGAUUUAAUUAAAGGCAGACAAUCAACUCUACAAACAGUCUGCUGAUUUAAAAGACUAGAAGCACAGACUAACAAGCUGACUACAGUUCUUACACCUAUACAUACACAAACAAAGAGAGAAAUCUUGAAAUCGUAUAGGGGUAGACUAGCAGACCCUGUAGAGCAUUUUGAGCAGGGUUCUCCACAAACACACACUUGCAUGUGCACCCCCAGGGAGAGAAUUGUCACAAGUUUAAUUGUCUGCUUAACUAAGUUUACUGUAAUGUAGUGAAAGCCAAACCAGUGGUGUGCAUGUAAAUGUCUAUCAUUAAUGAGGUAAUUCAGUAUUUUUGUAGAUUAAUACACAUCUAUAUGUUUACUCUUCAAAAUAGUUUGAUAGUGCUUUAUUUAGGGGUGUUUUAAUUAAUAUAACUGAUCAUAAUAAUAAUAUGCCAUUUAGCAGACGCUUUUAUCCAAAGCGACUUACAGUCAUGCGUGCA
This is a messenger RNA of Coregonus clupeaformis (lake whitefish), 4113 nucleotides long. RefSeq names its product large neutral amino acids transporter small subunit 2. Bases 904 to 2499 code for a protein of 531 amino acids. The record is from RefSeq and is a predicted model, not a curated record. The transcript has 11 exons. Gene Ontology annotation, cellular component: membrane. Gene Ontology annotation, biological process: amino acid transmembrane transport; neutral amino acid transport. NCBI's taxonomy places the organism in Eukaryota, Metazoa, Chordata, Actinopteri, Salmoniformes, Salmonidae. Gene Ontology annotation, molecular function: neutral L-amino acid transmembrane transporter activity; L-amino acid transmembrane transporter activity.